CAUCUCGGCGAGCGUUCGAACUCCGAAGAAAGGGCGGGCGGGAUCCGGUCACCGCCACCAUGUCGCUGCUCGCCGCCACCCACCCGCUUCUCGUCACGGCUACCACCCCCCGCGAUUCACGUCAUCGCAUCGUUACUUUACGCAACUCCCCCAUCCCCUUCUCCUUUCUCUCUCCGACCCCGAAACCGAAGCCUCUUCGUUUCCCGGUGAGAUGCGGUGCUCCGCCGCCUCUUGUGGACUCCCAGAAGCCGUGGCCCUUAAGCCUGUUUCUCUUUCUGAACCCCUUCCCCGUCCUCCUCUCCGCCAGCUUCCUCUGCGCCCACGCGUUCCUCCGAGUCCUCCCCGCCGACUUCCCCGACAGGUGGCGCCACCUCCUGGAGUUAUCGAAGGGAGCGGAGACGAAGGUAACCCAACUCCCCUACCACCUGAUCCAAGCCAUCAUGGCUUCAGAGGACCGCCGCUUCUUCUACCACUUUGGGUUCGAUCCUUACGGGAUCGGACGCGCCGUGGUCUAUUACCCCAAUGGCGGAGGUGGGAGCACCAUAACCCAGCAGCUUGUGAAGAAUGUCUUUUUGACAAACGAACGCAAAAUUUCGAGAAAAUUUGUUGAGGGAAUAUUGUCAUUGAUAUUGGAGAGAAGAUUGUCAAAAUGGGAAAUACUGUAUUCCUAUUUGAAUAAGAUGUACUGGGGACAUGGAAUGUUUGGUAUUGAAUCAGCAUCUCUUUUUUACUUUGGAAAGUACCCUUCCCUUCUUAAUGUGGGGGAGUCAGCAUUGCUAGCUGGGAUUUUGCCUUCCCCUGAGACUCUUAACCCAUUUACAAACCCCACAAGGGGGAAGUCUUCUCAAGCUAGAGCACUAAGAAGGAUGGUAGCGGCUGGGUUUCUUGAUUUGGAGACAGCACUUCAAAUUGUGAGCCAACCUCUUCGCUUCAAUACUGAUGGAACUGGAGAGGAAUAUGAAGAUUUAAGAAAACAGAUGAGACCAAGCUCAGCUAUCAAAGACAUAUGGAACUGGGAAAUGGCAAGCAUAGAAUGGGAAGCGAGGGAAAACAUGGAAAAGUGGGCCAUGAAGAUCCACAAAAGUAGAUGAUAGUACUGCCUACAGGAAAAGCAACAUGAACUUCUUAUUGGAAAAAGUAAGUCGUAUAUGAUAUCUUGCCCCAUGGUUCAGUAGAUAAAUUUCACCAGACGCAUGUAGGUACAUGACCGCUAAAACUAGCACAUAAUCUUUUCUAUAAUUUCAUCCUUUGGGUUUUUCAUCCUUCCUGGUACAUGCAGCAAAAUUUGGCAAAGAAAGAAAAGGCUGUGUAUCUUCACUUGUUGCUUUCAAGAUUCUUCAUAAUAAAACCUUGUGUGUAUUGGCAAGCAUGGUACAUGGUCCUUUGCCAUCUAAAGUGAGGUGAACAUGUAGGAAAAACUGGGGUGUAAAUAAUGCACAGCAUUGGGAAAUAUGAAAAACUGUCAUGGAAUUAAAGCUCAUGGAAUGGUUUCAUGUCCUACCAAAUGUCUCUACAAGUCAUUAGGCAGUGAAGAUCAUGGUUUAAAUUUAAUGCAGCAUAUGACCUGAUGCGGAGGCAAAGAAUUAAAAGAAAUGAGAUUAGGUGCCUGCCUGCCCUGCCACAUGAACAAUGUGUUGGAUACCUAUAAGAACUACUACUGACAGACUUUUUUGCCCUUGCUUCUACUAUAUUGUAAACGAAGAACUGUUUUGUGGUAGACAGAUUUUCUAUUUUCCUUUUAAUUAUGUGGGUAUUUAGGGGUUGAGGGCAGAGCUUGGAGUAACACUCUCUUGUUAUGGAAAGGUGCGAUGAGAUUGUCCUACAUUUGACCUUAGCAAGGAGUUAGAAAUAAGUUUGAUGCAAGAGAAUCCUUCUACUCAGAGGGCUAUUGUGAUCAUAUGGUCAUUUUAGGUUCACUAACUAGAAAGCUUUUUGGUACCUAAGAAGUAAAUAUAGGAAGUUUCAGUCAUUAUCUAGCAUGGUAUACAUUUCCUGUUGAAAUUAAGUGAUGUUCAACCAUUUUAACGGACAAACAACAGAUAACACUAGGAGGACCUUGUUUUGCCUAAAUCUACAGUGUUUUACACUUUUCUGG
This is a messenger RNA of Elaeis guineensis (African oil palm), 2095 nucleotides long. RefSeq lists its product as uncharacterized. Lineage: Eukaryota; Viridiplantae; Streptophyta; Magnoliopsida; Arecales; Arecaceae. Gene Ontology annotation, molecular function: peptidoglycan glycosyltransferase activity. The record is from RefSeq and is a predicted model, not a curated record.